GUCCUCCGUCCCGCCCCUCCCCCCGCUCCUGGGCUCCACUGCCCCCAAGCUGUAGGUAUGACUGCGCGCGGGACUCCGAGUCGCUUCCUGACCAGUGUCCUCCACAACGGACUGGGUCGCUACGUACAGCAGCUACAGCGUCUCAGCUUCAGCCUCAGCCGCGACGCGCAGUCGUCCCGCGGCGCCCGGGAGUUCGUGGAACGCGAGGUGACCGACUUCGCCAGACGGAACCCCGGGGUCGUCGUAUAUGUGAACUCGCGGCGGUGCUGCGUGCCCAGAGUAGUGGCAGAAUACCUUAACGGAGCUGUGCGAGAGGAAAGCAUCCACUGCAAAUCUGUCGAAGAGAUCACGAUUCUGGUGCAGAAGCUGGCAGACCAGUCGGGCUUGGACGUGAUUCGCAUCCGCAAGCCCUUCCACACCGACAAUCCUAGCAUCCAGGGCCAGUGGCACCCCUUCACCAACAAACCGACAACCUUCCUGGGACUGCGACCCCGGGAGCUCCAGGAUCCUGUCCCAGCCCAGGUGCAAACACAGUGAAGAGUUGCCCCACCAACUCCAACCCUAGACUUGAGACUGUUGCCCCAAUAAAAGUGGUUCUUCCUCUUUCUUCCA
Messenger RNA from Sciurus carolinensis (gray squirrel), 612 nucleotides. It is a transcript of the gene Mrpl43, whose product is annotated as mitochondrial ribosomal protein L43. The record is from RefSeq and is a predicted model, not a curated record. Gene Ontology annotation, cellular component: mitochondrial large ribosomal subunit. The coding region runs from base 58 to 537 and encodes 159 amino acids. Gene Ontology annotation, biological process: mitochondrial translation. NCBI's taxonomy places the organism in Eukaryota, Metazoa, Chordata, Mammalia, Rodentia, Sciuridae. The transcript is spliced from 3 exons. Gene Ontology annotation, molecular function: structural constituent of ribosome.